Racocetra fulgida is the source of this 290-nucleotide messenger RNA. Lineage: Eukaryota; Fungi; Glomeromycota; Glomeromycetes; Diversisporales; Gigasporaceae. The record is from the annotation of a GenBank genome assembly.
AUGGAUCUUGACGAAGAUUCUAUAUUACACCGAGGUUUACUUGCCGAAGAAGAGGAAGACACAGCUCCUUUAGAUGAUAACGUAUUAAGAAGUAAUACCACGAGAUAUAAAGAUGACGACGAAAAUUUAAAUAGGAAUGUUGAAGUCUUGGAUACUAAUGACAAUGACAAUCAGAGUGUAACUAGUUUUGUUGAUACACCUGUGACAUUCCCUGAGGAACAACAGCAACAGCAGCGACAAAAUAUUUUUAGUAUUAUGGAUGAAGAAGAGGAUGAAGAAGAGAAUGCAUA